AGUUGUGGUUCAUUUUGCUUCGUUCGAAUCGCAGUUUUAUAAUUUGAUUUAUGUUGACACUUGACACCAUAUAGAUAUUCGAUGUUCUGAUAUCCAAUAAAAUAUAUAUAUUUAACCGGAUAUUCAUUUCGAUUCACGAAAAUAAAUUUAAAAAUUAGAAAAAUAUGAAAGUUCGUAUAAACAAUAAUAUUUCAUUAUAAAAUAAGAUAAUCAUCUUUUAAAACUGUAAUAAUUGAAUAAUGAAUUUAUUGAAUAUACAUAUUAUAAAACUAAAAAGAUAAUUAAAAUAAUACAUGUCACCAAAAAGUUGUAAAAAAUAAUUAUACAAUAUUUUAACAAUCAUAUAGGUAAAUAAUAAUCAGAAAACUUAAGAAGAAUAAUUAUACGAUAUAAUAUCAACUUGAAUAGGUAAGGCUUGUAAUUAAUAGUAUUACAAAGAACCAUCAUUAUUUUAUCUUUACAAUAUAUAUAUAAUUAUGUAUAUAAGUAUAUUUAAUAAUUUAAAUAUGAAUAUAGAGAUAUACAUCGGAUCAGAUCGGAUAUUCGUUUUAAAAAUUUUAGUAUUUUAAACUGAUUCAUUUUUAACGGGUAUUGCAUUUUAGUAUUUGUUUUGCUUGUACAGUUACGAAAGUAUAAUUUUUCUGAAUCGAAUCAAAACAAAUAAUGAAUCGAAUCAAAAUUUACAUAUAUUUUUAUCACCGAUACAUGCCCCACUCCAUCCAAUCCUACAUCGGUCACUGUGCGAUACAUGUAUUCCGCAGAUUUUGAUGCACUGUAAGAGGUUAAAUAACAACGUUGCAAAAUAUCAUAAAUUUUAUACCAAUUUUGAAAGAAUAUAAAGAUUUUAUUUUGCUACUUAUAUGGUAAAAAUAAAUUCAAAACUAAAAGAUAAUAAACUUAAAAUAAAUUUAUUCAAAACCAUUCAAAAUUCUAACGGUUGGUAUUAGAUAUUCAACUAUAAAUACAAGACAGUCUUUCGCCUCUGGACACCAAAUCAUUUUCAGUCUUUUCUCAGAUCCCCAAAAAUGGUGAGAAAAAGUAAAGGUCGUCAAAAGAUAGAGAUGGUCAAAAUGAAAAAUGAAAAUAAUCUUCAGGUUACAUUCUCAAAAAGAAGAACUGGUCUUUUCAAAAAAGCUAGUGAGCUUUGCACGCUUUGUGGUGCUGAAAUUGUUGUUAUUGUAUUUUCGCCUGGCAAAAAAGUUUUUUCUUUUGGUCAUCCAAAUGUUGACUGUGUAAUUGAUCGCUUCGCAAACAUUAAUCCACCAAAUCCUCGUCAACACACCGACAUACAACUUAGCGAAGCCCGUCGAAAUGCAAUUGUUCAAGAUCUCAACAAUCAUCUCACUCAAGUAACAGAAGAAUUCGAAAUUGAGAAAAAGAGGACUGAAGACUUAAAGCAAAAGAGGAAAAAUAGUCACAUGCGUGAGAAUUGGUGGGAAGAACCUAUAGAAGAGUUGAACUUAAGCCAACUCACUGAAUUCAAAUGUGGUUUGGAAAAGUUGAGAAAAACAGUGACUACUGAAGCCUGUAAGAAUUUUCAAGCAAUUGUUCCGCGUCAUAACUUCUAUGGUGGAAGUUCAAAUAAUUCUACUUUUGGGAUUUGUGAUGAUCAUACAGAUAAUAUCGACACCGAUUUAGAUCUGUAUAAUCAUCAAAGAAUGGUGGCAACGAACACAUUCGCUUGCAAUCAGCACAACAUGAUGGUUCCUUAUCAUAUUACAUCACCAUUUGGGAAUAUUGCUAAUAGUAACAUUAUUGAAGGGUUCGCUCCAGAAUACAAUCAAAACCCAAACCAAUUCUGUUUUAAGCAAGAACAAAUGUCUGAGUGUGACCAACAUUCAGCUCAUCCUCCUCGUUUCGGACAUGGUUACUAUUAAUUUUUGUUUUUUUUGCCAUAAACACAAUGUUUUAUUUAUUGUUUUUGUUUUGUUGUUAUUUUAUACAUUUGGGAUGGUGUUAGUAUGGGAAUUAUUACUGCCAAUGUUUAUUUUUUAAACUUGUUGAACACAGUUUUAGUCUGUGGAUUUUUUAUAUUUCAAAAAUUUUCAAAUUUAUAAUACUUUUUUUCCAACUUCUGUUAUGAAAUAUAUGUCAUAUGUAUAUUCUUACACUUCUCUGAAAAUAUUUAUAUUUGCCAUAUGUUUACACAAAAGAUAAUAAUAUGUUUGAGAUGAGUUUGUUGAAAGCAAAAAAAAAAAUCAUCUAAAAUUAUGAAUACUGUUCUAGAAUGAUCAAUUAUAGAUUUAUAGGACCUUAGUGGAAAACUAAAAAUAUAACCUAAAUAUUUUUGUAUUAUUAAAAGAGAAGCAAAAUAAAUGAAUAACCUUAGUAUUUCAUUUACAUUUGUGUCAUUUUGUUGAUGUGUCAACAUGACAAUGAUUCUCAGCCUACAUUUACUUCUACCCUUUCAUAACUAGAUAAAUUACUAAAAAUUGCCAUUAGACUGAUUUAGUUGUGAUAUAAUGUUGGCAACACAUAAUUUUUGAAUUUGUAUGGCUUUA
Molecule: messenger RNA, 2501 nt
Organism: Brassica napus (rape)
Lineage: Eukaryota; Viridiplantae; Streptophyta; Magnoliopsida; Brassicales; Brassicaceae
Product: agamous-like MADS-box protein AGL62
Exons: 2
Coding region: 1026-1877 (283 amino acids)
Biological process (GO): positive regulation of transcription by RNA polymerase II
Molecular function (GO): DNA-binding transcription factor activity, RNA polymerase II-specific; protein dimerization activity; RNA polymerase II cis-regulatory region sequence-specific DNA binding
Source: RefSeq, a predicted model, not a curated record